Messenger RNA from Bactrocera latifrons, 2762 nucleotides. RefSeq lists its product as uncharacterized. Lineage: Eukaryota; Metazoa; Arthropoda; Insecta; Diptera; Tephritidae. The record is from RefSeq and is a predicted model, not a curated record. The coding region runs from base 3 to 2762 and encodes 919 amino acids. The transcript has 6 exons.
GCAUGUCCGAAGAACCAACAGAAGGGCUGGCAGAGUGCCCAACUGAAUUGGAGAUCCAAGAGGUCAGACUUGAAGAGCAGCGGAACGCACUACCUAACGAUGAUGGCAGUCCAACGCCACGUGUGCUUAUGAAGGUGGACAAAGCGGUUAGUACGAACGACACGCUCGAAGAUCUGCAGCGAGCGCUUACCUACGAGGUAAUAUUCAGCACGCUACUGCAGAAGAAAGUGAUGGCCAUCAAGCGAGAGUGUGAGGAGCGUAAGCGUGCCAAACGCAUGAAACGCAAGUCCAUUGGACGCAUAUUUUUUAGUCGCAAACUUUUCGGUGGCUCACGUAAGUUGCGCGGCGAUAGCGAACCCGAUGUUUACAUGCGUGGCGAGUWUGACGCAAUGAUGGCGCCACCAACUGGCUUACGUAGCACAAAGACUGCAACAAAGCGAACAAGCGAUAGUGGCGKCAGAAAGAAUGGCGAUGAAAUCGAGGUAUUCUCAACCUCGGCCUCGGCUUCGWACGGUAGUCAUCGCUCGCAGUUGACACGUGCCACGCUAACGAAGACGCAGAAAGUUAAAACGCAAUUGACUACUGCACACGGUGCUGCGRGCGGACAGCCGGCUGACGAUAGCGUAGCUAGCACGCUGAGCAAUUCUUCGGAGAAGAAUGAUGUAAGCGGUACCGGCGCUGUUGGUGGACAGACUAUGGUAAGGCGCAGCUUGUUGGUACGCGCACAAACGCACACACCCGCUGAGGUGAUGACUUCGAGCUCGGGCUCCGGCGACUCACGUGCUGCCMCACAUAGACGUUCGGUCUCGGUCAUUAAUGGUAACGGCAAUAGUAUUGGUAAUGGUGGCAAUGGUGGUUUACCCGUUUCGCUGUUGGAGYGCACCUAUGAUACCACUUCAUUGGCCAGUGGUUAUGAGAAUGGCACCGGCGCACGCUUGCAUACGUCAACRAUGGCCGACGAUAGCUUGACUUCGCUACGCGACAGCAUCGAGAGUUUAUCGUUCGGCAGCUCGCGUUGUACGGUAAGUUUUGGCGGCGCCGAGAUCAUACCRGACGAAACUGCCUCACUCAUUUACGAACGUGCACGACUGGCAAAACGCCUGCGUAUACUCGAAGCCAAAUCGAUUAGUGCACAAUGCAGCCCCGUACUGCCACGACAYUUGAUCGCCACGUUACCGGCACCAGCAACGGAGCCAAUGCCAAUGCCACCACUGACACAGACGACAGUUAGCAUUGACAAUGCCAUGCAGGCCGCAACCACUACGAAGCAUAUAAUUACGCCCACCACUGCCGUUCCUUACACCGCAGCGCCCAGAGCUGGCGCGUACACYAACGUUGUCGGUAGCGAAAUCACAACAGUCCCCACCAGCAAUAAGAUUACCCAAACGAAACAGCACAUCUUUCGCCAUCAAGUGUCUUAUACGGACAGCACUUACGGCGGUGCGGGUGACUUCGGCGACAUGUCCGCCUACUCACGUUACAUUUCGCGUCAGAAUACCUCGGAGGAGAGCGCCAAUUUGACCGUUAGCACUUUGUUGAAUCAAAGCGACUCUCUGUCGCUACACGCACCCAUCUGCUCGCCAACCGCAGCAGGCGGCAUCGGUGCUCCCGGUGGUGGUGGUGUUGGUGCCUUCAUGCUGGGCGAUCGUUUCAAAUCGAAAAGCACAAGUCUGUUAGUAGUCGGUGGCAUGGGACGCAAUCGUUUGCUGCCAACACCACAAAUAGUGCAACAAGCGCUUUUUGUGCCCGCAACGGCAGSUGAUGGCGCCGGCGCAGUGAGCGGGACAUUGCCGUGUAAUAUUAGUCAUAGYGAUCAAUUAGUAGAUAGUUUCAAUACAAAUAAAUUCACUGCGUCUGGCUACGCSGCGCCAGUUGCACAAUAUAACGCACAAAAUCAAUUGCCCGCACACCGCACCACAAUUAACGGCAACACUGCUGCUACUAAGCCUUCUAUGCCAGCUACUACGGUGUACCAGGCUACCACGGCUGCUGGCAUUACGGAAAGCACMACGGCUGUUGUGCCGCUGAACGGUUCGCGCGUGCGCAAUGGCAAUGCCAAUGGAGUUAUUGUAGGCGGCGCGGCGUUACCUGCUGAUACGGCCAGGCUGAACCGCAUGACUUCGACAUCGACUGGUUCCAGUGUGGCGCCGACUGGCUGCUGCACUACAACGAAGUCUUCAUCGCGCGGCCGCGAGAAGAACAAACAGCGCUACAAGCCGAGCUGGCCKUCAGGGCAGAGCGGCAGUGACGAUGAAUAUCGAAAGCGCAAACGGAAAUACAAACGUUACCACAGAUGUUCAGAUCCAGUUUUGGUUUAUCCGACACCAAGCGGAUUGCAACACUGCAUACUUAGUAUGCCGCCGAAUGAGCCACUCCAAUUUCAGUACAAUGACAACUUCCCUUACGAUAUGCAAAUCCAAACGGAGUCCGAUAAAAAUGACGACCUUGAAGAAAUAGUUCCAAGCAGCCAUCGCCGACAUCGAAAACAUCGCCAUCAUCGCCACAAAAAGCGACGUCGACAUAAAAAACCAAAAAUCCUCGUGCAGGAUCUGGAAACGCGCAUUGUCAAGGUSGUCGAUCCCGAUGACCUGUCGCAGCGGGCGCGCUGCACAAUCGUUGUGACAGCGUGUCUGCUGCUGGUCAUGUGCCUCAUGUUGGUCGGCGUGACGUUGCGCAUGGCGCCCCUCAUCGAUGACAUGGGUAAGUGCGAAAGCUACAAAAACUUUAGGCAAAAUAUUAAUCCUUUAACAGGAACUUACUAA